AUGCGGAGCCUGAUGUCGAGCUGGAGAACAUUGGUUCGUGUUUUUUUAGUACGAACGGCCGAGAAACACUUCGUAAAGCCAGCGGGAUAUCCCUCGUGCUUGAUUGUCAAGCCAGGUGGAACGAAUGACACAUACCGGGAAGACGCCAAUCUUCUAAUCGUGACACACUUUUCCGCUGCAUUGCAGCAAGCCAAGUUAUGGCUGAUAAUGGUGUCUCCGAGGCCGAUUGCCGCAGCUCGCGAAUCAUCCAAGGCAAAGUUCCAUUGCAAACAAAAGAAAAAUUCUCGAAAAGCCCCAUCUGAAGACGAAAUAACCCCAGCGAUCGCGAACGGACGUAAGGACCAUCUCCGACUCGUCAGUGUCAACAUUCAUCCGCACCUCCCGAGAAGGAAUAGUAAGGGCACAGAUCAGCCAGAUGUCUCCAGAUCUCUUCAGCUGCCCGGUGUACGCUGUCCAACAUGCCAGGCGGGUGGCAAGGAGGUUUGGGUGAUUCCCGGGAAGAAUUGCCAUGCUAACAACAACUGUGGUGACAAAUACAGCACAACGCUAAAUUCUAGAGCCAAGGCCAUCAAAAGGCGACAUAACGAAAGGGUGCUAGGGGAAUCGAUUGGACCGGCAGGAGAUGGUUAUCAGCGUCAUCUCAACGUAAGGUUUCGGACUCAUGGAUCAGAUAUUUUGCAAGCCUGA
Coccidioides immitis RS is the source of this 687-nucleotide messenger RNA. RefSeq lists its product as uncharacterized. Lineage: Eukaryota; Fungi; Ascomycota; Eurotiomycetes; Onygenales; Onygenaceae. The transcript has 5 exons. The record is from RefSeq and is a predicted model, not a curated record. The coding region runs from base 1 to 687 and encodes 228 amino acids.